AAUUUGGCAAGGCAACGUUAGGAGCCCAGCGUGUCUUUGUAUUACUUCCACCAAUGGCUGCUAAUCGACAACACACUUAUCCGACAACCCCAAUACGAGCUAAUUCAUUCUAGUCUUUAUGGUUUAUACGCCUGAACAUUCUUCAUUCUUUAGGUUCUGAUACCGGUACAGUAAAGAAAAUGACCGCCGCUGCCACUCUUCCUAUUCGGCAAUUUGCUAAGGAAAUUUUAGCCGCAAUAGAAUGCAAUGACGUCAUUGUGGUGAUCGGAGAAACUGGCUCCGGCAAAACUACGCAGCUGUCACAAAUCCUCUAUGAGGCAGGCUACGCUUCAGACGGCAUCAUUGCUGUCACCCAACCGCGGCGCGUGGGUGCGGUAAGUGUCGCCAAGCGUGUGGCUGAGGAGCGGGGUGUGGCGCUGGGUCGCGAGGUGGGGUACGCGGUGCGCUUCGAGGACUGCUGCUCGCCCGCCACCCGCAUCAAGUACCUCACGGACGGCACCCUGCUGCGGGAGUGCCUGGAGGACUCGCAGCUGCAGCGCUACUCGGUGAUUGUGCUGGACGAGGCUCACGAGCGCUCCCUCAACACCGACAUCCUGUUCGGCCUGCUCAAGCAGCUGGCGGCGGCACGCAAUGCCGCAGCGGCAGAGGCGGCGGCGGCAGCAGCCGGGCAGCGAGGGGAG
This is a messenger RNA of Astrephomene gubernaculifera, 680 nucleotides long. Lineage: Eukaryota; Viridiplantae; Chlorophyta; Chlorophyceae; Chlamydomonadales; Astrephomenaceae. The record is from the annotation of a GenBank genome assembly.